Doryrhamphus excisus (bluestripe pipefish) is the source of this 964-nucleotide messenger RNA. RefSeq names its product blastula protease 10-like. Gene Ontology annotation, molecular function: zinc ion binding; metalloendopeptidase activity. Lineage: Eukaryota; Metazoa; Chordata; Actinopteri; Syngnathiformes; Syngnathidae. Gene Ontology annotation, biological process: proteolysis. The record is from RefSeq and is a predicted model, not a curated record.
CUGCCACUCAGCGCUAACGAGCGAGUGCUAGCAUGCUGCUGCUCUUUGCUGCGCUUGUCUUCUCUGCCGGCCUCCAUCAUGGUGGUUCGUGGCCACUCCCUGGAAAAGGUCUCAGCCCAAGUCUCCACAGUGUGAAGGGCGACCCCGAGACGCUGGAAGAGCUGAUGGCGCUGGACCACGGCCUGGUGGAAGGCGACAUCAUUCUUCACAGUGAACGCAACGCCGUAGACCGGAAGUGGCCCACCCUGGACAUCCCGUAUGUGAUCAGUCCAGGUCUGGCCGCUCGGACUGAGGACAUCGUCGCCGCCCUGGAGAUGAUCUCGGAGAACACCUGCCUGACCUUCCACCGGCGCAGCAACCAGCAGGACUACAUCUUCUUUAGAUCUGCCAAAGGGUGUGCGUCCUACGUGGGCAUCAUCGGCGGCAAACAGGACUUGCACGUGGGCCGCUUUUGUAAGGUGGGCAACAUCGUCCACGAGGUCCUCCACGCGCUGGGAUUCUACCACGAGCACACGCGGCCGGACCGCAUGAACUACAUCACCAUCAUGUCAGAGAACAUCAUGAAAGGGCGGGAACGCAACUUCCAAAUGCAAACCGGCAGAACCUUCCAGCUUCCGUACGACCUGCUGUCCAUCAUGCACUACGGCAGCAAUUAUUUUACAUCUAACGGGGAGCCCACCAUCAAGUCCAAAGUGAAGGAGAGCGGAAUGGGUCAGCGGAUAAUGAUGUCGCCAACCGACGUCCUAAGAGUUCGCCUCCUCUACAAAUGUGACUCGCAUAAUAAAACUGGUCAGGCGGAGCAGGAAGCGGGCGCCCUCUCGUGGCAAUACUGAGAACCAUAUCUGGUUGCACGUGACGUCAUCAGCCUAGCUGCAGUGGAGGGGUCGCUGCAGUGGAGGGGUCACUCCACUGGAGCACUCCACAGCACCUGAGCAAAACUUCUCAAUAAAAUCUACUUCUAACA